This is a messenger RNA of Penicillium malachiteum, 987 nucleotides long. RefSeq lists its product as uncharacterized. The transcript has 6 exons. The record is from RefSeq and is a predicted model, not a curated record. Bases 1 to 987 code for a protein of 328 amino acids. Lineage: Eukaryota; Fungi; Ascomycota; Eurotiomycetes; Eurotiales; Aspergillaceae.
AUGGAGUACGCUGCUCCUUAUGCGAUCACCCCGACAGAUCGAACUAGAUUGAUUGUUAUAGUUGAGACACUUUUCAUGUCAUGGAUAGUAAUAGUCAGUCUGAUUCGUCUGUACAUGCGUAUUACCAUCAAUGGGCCUGUGCAGAUGGAUGAAUUGACGAUAUUUGUCGGAAUUGAAAACGGUUUUGGUCAAAAACAGGAUCAAACCUCGCCAUCGAGUUUAAAGCGAGCUGGAGAGGACCUCUAUGCAGGGAAUCUUCUGUUCUUGAUCGGCCAUGGUACCGCAAAAAUCUCUGUAUGCCUAAUUCUUAAACGACUGGGACAACAAAGGAAUUACUUGCUGUAUUCGAAGAUCAUACUGGGAAUGUUGCUCUCAGCUGCUAUUCUCAAUACCAGUUGGAUUUCGUGGCCCUCGAAAAGCAUUGCAGUAAUAUCGACACUGCGUGGAAGGCCAUCACCCGCAUUCGAUGUCUUCACAGAUGUACUCUCCUUUGGGUUGUGUAUCUUCCUGGUCUGGGGUAUCCAGAUGCGUUUGAAGGAGAAGUUUACAGUGAUAUUUGCCUUUGGAACUAGACUUCCAUUGAUAAUCCUGAUCAUCCUCCGACAAACCUACCUUAACAACGCAUUUCACCACCCCGAUCCCUCACUCACUCUAUCCAACGCCGUGAUCGCAACCGCCGUCCUCUUGCAUACCAGAAUCAUGAUUGCCACCGUGCCAUGUCUCAGGCCAUUUGUGAUCUCAUUCAAUACAGGCUGGGGACAAGGCGUGAAUGGUAGCAGUGGAAACUCAUACUUCACACCCACCGGGCAGAGUUCCAAUCAGUCUCGAGCCUAUGCUAGUCGCGCCGAGGAGGACGAGGUCGAUUUGACGAUUCGACCAUCAGAAGAGAGUCACCACUCUCAGCAGUUGAUUAUACGUCACACACAAGAGUGGAAGUUAGAAGAGGAGUAUGAGAUGAAUAGUGUAAAAGAUCAAGUUCAGAUAUAA